Messenger RNA from Magallana angulata, 1634 nucleotides. Its product is annotated as heat shock 70 kDa protein 12B-like. NCBI's taxonomy places the organism in Eukaryota, Metazoa, Mollusca, Bivalvia, Ostreida, Ostreidae. The transcript is spliced from 4 exons. The record is from RefSeq and is a predicted model, not a curated record. The coding region runs from base 9 to 1412 and encodes 467 amino acids.
GCAAAGGCAUGGGGAAAAUUGUUGCUGCAAUCGACAUCGGAAGCAUGUGGAUGGGUUUUGCUUAUUCUUUGAAAGAUGAUUGGAAGAGAGUGUUGUCUGGGGCUUCCGAGGAGCUAAUGCCAUACAAAGUCCCGACUUGUAUUUUAUUACAGAAGGACUUUUCGACAUCUUGGAUUGGAUACGAGGCAGAGGACAAAUAUGCAGAGUUGAUAUCAAAAGACAAUCAUCAUGACUACUUCUUCUUUAAAAGAUUUCAUUCGAUUCUUCAUCAAAAUUCCGACCUAAAUCAAUGUUAUGACAUUGAAAGUCAAACUCUUGACGCAGGCGUGGUCUUUGAACAUUGCAUCAAGUGCCUCAAAGAACAUUUGACUCGGACAUUAGAAAAGAAUAGCAUUGGCUAUCAGAAUGACGACAUUGGGUACAUAUUAACAGUGCCAUUGACUUGUGGAGAAAAAGGCAAAAAUUUUAUGAGAAACGCCGCGAUAAAGGCAGGAAUCAUAGAAAAACAUCUAACUAUAGUUUUCGAACAUGAAGCAGCAUCAGUCUAUUGCAAGAACUUUGUUUAUCCAUCAUUCGGUGAAAUAAAAACAGGAUUAAAAUAUCUGAUACAUGUAGCAGAUCUUGGAGGAGAGAUGGCAGAUAUAACGAUGCUUAAGACAGAUGAGAACAAUAUUGUGGAGGAAGUUAUUACAACUUGUACAGGCCCAUGGGGAGGAAAAUCUGUGGAUGAUCAGUUUGAGAAGUUUUUAUCAGAAUUGGUGGAAGAGAAGGUGUGGGAGACCUUCAAAAGGAAACAUACUGAUGAUUUUUUAAAAAUCAUGAAAAAUUUUGAAACCAACAAACACACAUUCCAACCAAACACGAGUGGAAGUAUUCAAAUUUUAAUACCACAAGCACUUGUGAAAUUAAGCAUUGAGUCUCAAGGAGUCAAAACUUUCAAAGAAAUUGUAAAGAAAAAUGAUAAUGCACAUAAAAAAAAAGUGGACUUCGCCUCAGGCAAACUUGUCAUAAGUGACGAAAUUUUUAAGGUCUUUUAUGAGAAAUCAAUUAAUGCAAUUUCAAAAAGCAUUGGCGAAAUAAUGCACGAAAAUGAAGGUAGCGAAGUUAAAACUAUUUUUUUAACUGGCGGGUUAUCUGAAUGUCUGAUUGUACAGGAGUCCAUCAAGAAAAAAAAUUGGAAUGCUACUAUAAUUGUCCCUGAUGACGCUGGAUUGGCUGUCUUGAAGGGUGCUGUGUAUAUAGGACACUUUCCUGAUGCGUUAUCAUUGAAUCCAACAAUGUAUACACCCGGGAGUAAGAAAACUCUGAAGGUCCCCGAUACUACACGACAAAUGGUAAAUUUCAUCUUUGAUUCGCCUCAAAUUUCUUUAUCACUACUUCGUCGGCUAUUUUCCGUUUGUAUGUCAUUCUGAAACAUUUCAAAAUAAUGAACCUCCCGGAGUCCAAUUUUAACCAUACUUUGAACAAACCGUAUUGGUUUUAAGUUUAUUUAGGCAAAAAGGAUAUAUAUAUUUUCAUUUUAAAAUCUUCAGAAGCUAUAUGAAGAUAUAUAUAACUUCUGAAGAUUUUAAAAUGAUAAAAUGAAAGCGCUUAAGCUUAUUGAACUUUUUUCGUGUUUUCUUUUUUACUUUUUA